Molecule: messenger RNA, 444 nt
Organism: Plasmodium fragile
Lineage: Eukaryota; Apicomplexa; Aconoidasida; Haemosporida; Plasmodiidae
Exons: 1
Coding region: 1-444 (147 amino acids)
Source: RefSeq, a predicted model, not a curated record
AUGAACGCCACAGGGAAGGAGAAGCGACUGUCGCUCCUUAUAUGUCGCGUCAACAUGCUCAUAAAUUUGCUUCAAAGCAGAUUAGCGUUUCCACUGAUAUACCCAUUCAACACCACCGCCCUGAACAAUGAAAAGUCGCUAGAAUUGUACUUAAAGAAAUUAAGAAAGGAUGGGAAUUUUAACGAAGAAGCUUUUAUGAAGACACUGGCUUUUAUAACACCAUCCAUCAUAACCCUAACGAAGUUAGUCCAUAUUUUGAAGGCAGGCCAUUCUUUAUGUAAUUACUCUGGCAUGUCUACCAAGUUAGGAUAUAUGGACCGGAGGCGAAGUGCUAGUGUGUUAAAGCAACAUGAGACAAAGUUGCACUUGUUGAAACCACAGGUGUGGAGAUUGUUAAAGCCUAAUGAUGAAAUGAACACGAAGCAUUUGAGGUGGAGGAAGUGA